GGAGGGGAGGAGGGGAGGAGGGGAAGAGGGGGAGGGCGGGUGGUGUGUCCUCGCGUCAUAUGGGCCGCCACGCGCCCAUUGGCCCGCGCCGCUCACCAGACCGCGUGCUGCCUUAGCAGAGCGGGCGCGAGCCGCGGGGCCGCGAACCGUGGCGUGGAGCCGCUCCUCCAACGUACGCGCACACACACACAGGCAGACACGCGGGCGCUCGCUCUCGCUCAAAAGGGGACGUGACCCGUCAACGUGACCGGCCCGCGAGGAGGAGGAGGUGGAGCAGCGGCGGCGGCGACGCAUGUUUGGGUCUCGGCUCAGUCGCCCGUGAGGUGCGAAUGAAGGCGGCAGCCUGUGGUGGCGCGCGCAGCAGCCAGAAGAAGACACCGUUCGUUCAGAGCUCGAGGACGAGGUAGCGAGCCGCUCCGAGCGCCUUUCUUCACAGCACAGCAUACCAUAGCUUUCCUCUCUCUAAGUCAGUCAGUGUUUGUGCCGUGCAGCGCGAUGCCGCGGCUGGAGGAGCGCUGGUGGAGCUGCCCCUGCUCCCCCGGGGUGAAGCCCGGCUCCGAGUCCGGCCGGCUGCCCUCGAAGGCGGCCGAGGCCAUGUCCGCCGUGUCGUCGGUACUGCGCGGCCUGCGCGCCGCCGGCCUCGUGCGCCGGGGGCUCGUGCUCUUCACCGUGGGGGUGCUGCUGGCGCUCGUGCUCAACCUGCUGCAGACCCCGCGCAACGUCAGCCUCUUCCCGGAGGAGGUGGUGGCGCCGCUCUUCUCCUCAGCCUGGUGGAUCCCGCCGUGCUGCGGCACAGCGGCGGCCUUUGUCGGCCUCUUGUACCCAUGCAUCGACAGCCACCUGGGAGAGCCGCACAAGUUCAAGAGGGAAUGGGCCAGCGUGAUGCGCUGCAUCGCCGUGUUCGUCGGGAUCAAUCACGCCAGCGCUAAACUAGACUUUGCCAACAAUGUCCAGCUCUCCAUGACCCUGGCUGCCCUGUCCUUGGGCCUGUGGUGGACCUUUGACAGGUCCAGGAGUGGAUUCGGCCUCGGGAUCACCAUCGCCUUCUUCGCCACCCUCAUCACCCAGUUCCUCAUCUAUAACGGCGUGUAUCAGUAUACCUCGCCAGAUUUUCUGUAUAUCCGCUCCUGGUUGCCAUGUAUAUUCUUCUCGGGUGGAGUCACCGUUGGAAAUAUAGGACGACAACUAGCGAUGGGUGGUACAGAGAAACCCCAUAGCGACUAACCAGGUGGAGGAGGAAGGGGCGGAGCUUGCAGUGCCAGCGCCAAGCAGGAGGGAACAACAUGCCAGCAUGUUUGGAGUCCCUGCCUGCUUCACAGAACCCUAACGUGUCCCUUUUAUUUCACAUGGAUGCAUCAGGACAACAAAGGCCUGGAUGUUUGGAUCGAAUGUGCCAAUUCUUGAUGGGAAGGGGGCGAGACAGGGGGCAGGACAGGGGGCAUGUCUUCCUGCCCUACAACUCCUGAUAAACCCCACCCCAGCAGAUCCAGGACAGUGUUUGGCCCUGAAAUUCCUUGAAGGAAAAUGUAACUGGUUUUAGUUUUAGUGUGCGAGUGCUUUUAUUCCCCUACUUUUUGUGUGCGUAUGACAAGAGGUCUUUAAGGAAAGAAGAAAGUGUUGGUGCUAAAAAAAAAAAAAAGUGCUUUUUAUUUUUAUCUUAUUUUCUGCAUGAUUACAAAACGUUCAUGAAAGGGAAUCGUUUCAGGGCUGUGCAAAAAUGUCCCAAAGGUCCAUCGUUCGUGAUGAGAUUUUACCCGCUAAUUUAGUUUCUCAGUGCGGUUUUGCUUUGAUCCAAAUACUGUACGAGCAGACAGUGUUCCCUCUCUCAAUUUACUGAAAGGAGUGUUACACGCCAGUAUUCGCACACUUCAUACCUCUGGUUUAUUUUCAAACAAGACUGGCACCAGUGUGUUACACUGAACAGAAGUAGACAAAAUGUACUUUUUUAAAAAAUAUAUAUUUGAAUUCCAUUUGUUUUCCCAAACAUUUAAAGAAUAAUUCCGUUUAUUCCCAUAGCAGCAAGGCAAAACCCAGUUGCUCGGUGUGAAAUGGACUUUUAUUAGCGCAAUUGUCCAAAACUGGACUUUUAAAGCAGCGAUGCACAAAACCCAACGGAGAACGCAUCCCGAUGCUGGUGAAACUCUGGGCAUUUUUAUUUGCAGAGCCUUAGAAAAUCUGCAAUCUGUGAUUGCCUUUGUAAUAUAUAAAUGAAGUGCUUUUGUCACUGUUAAAAGUUUUUAGUUUUACUAUUUGUACAUAAUUUAUUGUGCAUUUCUCAUGUGAAAUUGCUACUCGUAUCUAUCUAAUCAAGGUUUGGAAUUUCCACGCUAGAGCUAGUUACCACGGUGGGGUCCAGGAGGUUGACGUGCAAUCAGUUAUUGACCUGAGCCUUGUGUUCUUUUCUAUUUAUUACCAUUUUCUGACGUGUGUUACUCCGAAUAUGAAUCCUCAGAAUUUUAUGCAGAACUCAUGUAAGCCAAGCAAUAACAAGAUUCUGUCUUUAAUGUGUAUCCUUCAGCCAGAGGUCCGGCAGGGGGGGCGUUACCCCGGCGAUGCCAAUGACCCCCCUCGCGUGUGGGGAGGAGCUGCGUCGUGUCAAACUGCGCUCUCCCUUUGGGGUGACGGGUAUUGUAUUGUUGUUGAGGGUUGCCGCAAAUGGAGAGCGCCACCUAGUGCGGGGGGAGCAGUCGCACUGGGGAAUAUGACCCCCUGUUCUGUCUCCCCCCAUUUUUCAGCUGAAGUCUCGUCUCCCCCCCCCCCCCCCGUGUAUCUGGGCCGGGAUUCCAGCUACUAAAGGACGAAAGCUUUAGCGCUGGGUGCGAAGAAGCUGUUGCUUCUCUUUCUUUCCUUUUCAUAUACAGAAGAGCAGUGUGAGUGUGAGUGGGUGUCAUUGAUUUCUGCCAGAUGUUUAUCAUUUCUACUGCCUUGUAUCCGAGUGGGGAAAAGAUAAUAAAAGUGAAAACUCGCCUAUGAGGCCAAA
Molecule: messenger RNA, 2980 nt
Organism: Scleropages formosus (Asian bonytongue)
Lineage: Eukaryota; Metazoa; Chordata; Actinopteri; Osteoglossiformes; Osteoglossidae
Product: insulin-induced gene 1 protein-like
Exons: 6
Coding region: 496-1224 (242 amino acids)
Biological process (GO): cellular response to insulin stimulus; SREBP signaling pathway; SREBP-SCAP complex retention in endoplasmic reticulum
Cellular component (GO): SREBP-SCAP-Insig complex; endoplasmic reticulum
Source: RefSeq, a predicted model, not a curated record